GAAGUGCUGAAAUAUCUGAACGUCACUGCCACCGCCGCCGCCUUUGGCCAAAGGAGAUCUGCAGCUACUGGCGGGUCGUUCGCAUUUUGGGAUAGUUGAAGAUCGAAUUAGGAAACCUGUCAACAACAACAACCAAGGAUUCAAUAUUUAUAUAUAUAUCUACCCACUAGACAGGAUUCAAUAGCGGAAAUAAAAGUUUUUCGCUCCGGUUUAGUUCAAACGCCUUUAGUUAGAGCUUCACUUUUAGAUCGCCAAGUCAGGUGUAUUUAUUAAACACGUUGUAACGUAUUUCUUUUGACUGAGUUGAUUACAGCGAUUGAUGUGAUUCCUAAUUGUACACUAAAUGGUUAUGGAGAAGAAGAGGAUGGAUUGUCCCUCUCUGCCACCGGGCUGGAAGAAAGAAGAAGUGAUCCGGAAGUCAGGGCUCAGUGCUGGCAAGAGUGAUGUCUAUUACUACAGUCCCAAAGGGAAGAAGUUCCGGAGCAAACCCCAGCUGUCCCGUUACCUAGGCAACACGGUGGACCUGGGAUGUUUUGACUUCCGAACGGGCAAGAUGAUGCCCGGCAAGAUGCAGAAGAACAAACAGAGGCUACGGAAUGAGAACCUCACCAUCAACAAGGGUAAACCAGACCUGAACACAGGACUUCCUAUCAGACAGACAGCCUCCAUCUUUAAGCAGCCCGUCACCAAAGUGGUGAACCACCCCAGCAACAAGGUGAAGACAGACCUGCAGAGAGCCACAGAGCAGCCCAGACAGCUGUUCUGGGAGAAGCGGUUGAAAGGCCUGAGUGCGUCAGACAUAACAGAAGAGGUCCUCAGGAGCAUGGAGCUUCCCAAGGGUUUAACAAGUUUGGGUCCAGACACGUCAGACGAGACACUCCUAUCGGCUAUCUCCAGCGCCCUCCACAUGAGCUCCUCCCCCAUCACGGGCCAGACGACCUCGGCUGCAGAGAAGAACCCGGCUAUCUGGCUCAACACGUCGCAGCCCCUGUGUAAGGCCUUCAUAGUCACCGAUCAGGACAUCCGGGAACAGGAGCAGAAGGUGAUCCAGGCCCGCAGGUGUCUGGAGGAUGCACUGAUGGUAGACAGGAUGGCGAGGGCUUCCGAAUCCAGCAGAGACUCAGAGGACAAGGCUGCAUAGGAGACCAGACAUGUGUCCUUUCUUCCAAAGGCAGAAGAUGAAGACAGACAUCCUAUAGACAGAGGAGGGUUCCUCCACAAUGGAACCCUGGUCCCUAUGUAGUGCACACUAUAUGAAAUAGGGUGCCACUACAGCACUAGGGUUGCAAAGGGAGGGGAUAUUACUGGAAAGUUUACCAGUAAACUACCAGAAUUUUUGGUAACUUUCAAGGAUUUUAUGUAAUCUAUUACAAGACAUCUAGUGGCCCGUUUGGAUACUUCCGAUUAUCACAGGUGUCUGUAAUUGUGAAAUAUGACAUAAUUAAAUGAUAUUUUAAAAUAAAAAAUAUAUAAUUACAAAGCUGUAAAAUAUUAUCUUAAAUAUAAACCAUCAACUUAGUGAAUAUCAUUGGUGUUUAAUAUGAGAGUUUCAGUAUGAAAUAUAUAUUUUUAUUUUUUACACUUAUUUAUUUUAUCAUGUCAACAUGUAUUUGUUGUCAAUGUUGUUAAUGUUUAUUAAAAGCAAUUAUAUUGUCGAUUUUAGAUGUUUUAUUCAUGAAUUAGACCGUUUUCUCCUCAACCACGUGUUCUAUCUACUAGAAAGUUAUGAACAAUAUCCACACAGAUAUAAAUAUUAUAUAUUAAUAAACCGUUUUAAAUAUAAAGUUAAGAUUGCCGUAUAUUUUUGGGGGUUAAUUACCAUAAUUAGUGAAGAUUACGGUCAUUUUGUUAUUAAAUCACCAGUAACUUUGCCUUCAGAGUCGGUCUGCUUCUAUAGUAAACGGUCAAAGUCAUUGAUACCCAUUAUUAUUUUACUAAAUGAUUUUUUUUUUGUGUGUCAGAAUUUUGCACUUAAAUACUAUAUUUUGUAUAAAAAGGCGAAUAUUGAGCAAUAUUAUUUUAUUAUUAUUAUUUGAACUUCUGGAUUUGCAUAUUGCUAACUAUUUUCUUUUUCUUGACUUUUUCAUUUGUAUUUUUUGGUGUUUUUGUUGGUUGUAAAAGGGAUUGAAUAUACUUAUUUUUAGAGUUUUAUAACAAAUGAUCAACCGCUUAUAUAAGACACGUUUAUACCCGGAGAGAGAAAAACACAUGUGGACAUUUGUUGCCUUCACUUUAGACUUUUAAAAUAAAUAAAUGAAUAUAUUC
Molecule: messenger RNA, 2265 nt
Organism: Oncorhynchus mykiss (rainbow trout)
Lineage: Eukaryota; Metazoa; Chordata; Actinopteri; Salmoniformes; Salmonidae
Product: methyl-CpG-binding domain protein 2
Biological process (GO): negative regulation of transcription by RNA polymerase II; DNA methylation-dependent constitutive heterochromatin formation
Cellular component (GO): nucleus
Molecular function (GO): methyl-CpG binding
Source: RefSeq, a predicted model, not a curated record